CAUGGUGUUUUCAGCCACCUCAUGUGCAUGCGAAAGAUGGACAAUGAAUAAGGAAGACCGAAUUAGAAUUGAUGCUUUUGAAUUAUGAUGUUGGUGAAGAUUAUUGACUGUACCAUAGACGGCCAGAAGAGCAAACAAAUCUGUCUUGGAAGAAGUACAGCCAGAAUGCACCUUAGAAGCUAGGAUGGUGAGACUUUGUCUCACGUGCUUUGGACAUGCUAUCAGGAGGGACCAGUCCCUGGAGAGGGGCAUCAUGCUUGGUAGAGUACAGGGUCAGUGAAAAAGAGGAGGACCCUCAAUGAGAUGGAUUGGCACAGUGGCUACAGUAGACUCAAGCAUAGCAACAAUUGUGAGGAUGGCGCAGGACUGUGCAGUGUUGUGUUCUGUUGUAUGUAGGGUCGCUAUGAGUUGGAUGGCACCGAACAACAGCAGUGCUUAGUAGCCUGGAUAUGGAGAAAAAAACACACACAGAUAAUCUAAAUCACAAAGGAUAGGAGAUUUUGCAACAAGUACAAUAGAAAUGAUGAGGCAUAGGAGUUUAAGAUUUUGGCAAGAGAGUGCUGGAAAUGGUCAAUCACUGAAUUUAAGGCAAAUAGGCGUUGGCUGAUUAACAGGGGGAGCCCUGGUGGUGCAGUGGUUAAGCCCUCAGCUGCUAACCAAAAGGUGGGCAAUUUGAAUCCACCAGCCGCUCCUCAGAAACCCUACGGGACAGUUCUACUCUAUCCUCUGGGGUCGCUAUGAGUAGGAAUUGACUUGACGGCAACGGAUUUGGUUUGGGUUUUGAUGGACAGGGAGAAUGUAUGUGGGCGGUGGAUUAGACACCCUGAAGCAAAAAAGACAAAGAAAAAAAAAGGUAUUAUGAGAGUCCAGCAGGCCAUGAGAGGAGGUAAGCUGUGGUCCUAGAGAGAUGUCCAACUUAGUGGUUUUGGAGAUGGGAAGUUUGUGCACACCGUGCCUGAGCCUGGGUGCCUGUACUUCAUUAUUACGUUAGGAAUUCAAGAAUUCCUGAGACUGGGGUUGGGAUAGUCUGUCCGCACAGAUACUUAAGUCAUGUUUGGUGAUGGGGGAACCCUGGUGGUGAGUAAUUAAAGCAAUCUGCUUCUGAAAAGAUUACAGCUUUGGAGACCCUAUGGGGCAGUUCUACUCUGUCAUAUAGGGUCACUAUGAGCCAGCAUAGGCUUGAUGACAACGGGUUUGGCUUGGGGUUUUUUUUUUUUUGUUGAGAGUGGUUUGGAAGACCCUGAGCCAGGUCACUCUUUAUAAGGGCUGCCUGGUAAAGCUACUUCCACAGUUUACCUAACCAGCUCCUGCUGGUGGGCCGUACAUUUGUUUCCUGUUUUUCAAAAUUAGAAACGAAGUGUGAAUACAUCUUUUCACAUAGGUACAGUGACCUCCUUGGGGUAGAGUCCCACAAGUAGAAUUGCUGCAGGAAGGAGUAUGAACAUCUUAAGUUUGGGUACAUCUCAUCUCAUUCCACAACUCAGCCAUAUCCCUGCGGGGUGGCUGUUCUCCGUUCCUACAGAAGAAGCAGAGAGCACACGUUUCUCCCAGCCUUGUCAGUGCCUGAGUUAGAUCAGUUUUAUAAAAGCUUUGCCAACCCGAUAGGCAAAAAUCAUUUCAUUGUUGUUUUAACUUGCCUCUUUGACUAUUAAUGAAGUUGAAUAUUUUCUCAUGUUUAUUGACCAUUUUCGUUUUCGAUGGCCUAUUUGUAAUCUUUUUUUUCUCUUGGAGUUCUUAUUUUUCUUGAUUUGUAUGCACUAUUUUAAUAUUGGAGCCCUGGUGGCACAGUGGUUAAGAGCUCAGCUGCUAACCAAAAGGCCUAGCAGUUGGAAUCCACCAGCCACUGCUUGGAAACCCUAUGGAGCAGUUCUGCUCUGUCCUGUAGGGUCGCUGAGUCCGAAUCUUGGGUUUUUUAUUUAGUGUUACGGAUGUUAACCCUUUGCCUUCUGUAGUGCAACAGAUAUUUUCCUCAACCUGUCCUUUGUCUUUUAACCUGACACAUGGUGGGGUUUGUAGGGUUUUUUGUUUGCUUAUUUUUGUUUUUGCCCCAUGGAAGUUUUCAAUUGUUUGUACAAAACAUUAUCCAUAUAUCAUUUUUCCUAUCUUCUAUUACUUCUGUUUAAAAUUUUUUACAUUUAAAAAAGAGAAAAGGAACAAUGGCAGUUAUUAUAGUGAGAAGCGAUUACCACGUGGAGAGGGAAGGGCACUCCAGGCCACGGGGGUCCUGAGAGGCCAUGAGUGUCUGUGGGAACACAUGUAUGUGGCACAUGUAGGGUGAGGGAGCUUCUUGUGGAGAUGUGAGCUGGAAAGAGUCUGUGGCUGGGCCAUGUCACUGCCUACGUCCGCCUCUUCUGCCCCGAGGGUCUCCUAGAGCUGAAGUCCAGAACCCACAGUGGGUGUGGGCUGGCUCUGAGAGCCAGGCUGCCCUUUCUUGCUUGGCGAGCAGCUGAGAGGGCUGGAGGCGUAGGCUGGGGACAGGCAGUACCCUGAGGAGCUGGCCAUGCAAACAGAGGGGCCAUGGGGAAGCCCUGGCACAGCCAGAGCUGGCAGCCCAGGGAGACAGCCCUACCCAGAGCAAGAGUAGGGAGGCAGGGUGCCCCUGGCCGGCCAGAGGACCCUUCCAGCCCAAACAUCAGGAACCCUGAUCCUUGCUCCUUCCUCAGGUCUUCACAGGGAUCUUCACAGCAGAGAUGACCUUCAAGAUUAUUGCCCUGGACCCCUACUACUACUUCCAGGAGGGCUGGAACAUCUUUGACAGCGUCAUCGUCAUCCUUAGCCUCAUGGAACUAGGCCUGUCACGCAUGGGCAACCUGUCGGUGCUGCGCUCCUUCCGCCUGCUUCGGGUCUUCAAGCUGGCCAAGUCAUGGCCCACCCUGAACACACUCAUCAAGAUCAUCGGGAACUCAGUGGGAGCACUGGGGAACCUGACACUGGUGCUGGCCAUCAUUGUGUUCAUCUUUGCCGUGGUGGGCAUGCAGCUCUUCGGCAAGAACUACUCAGAGCUGAGGUUCCGCAUCAGUGACUCAGGCCUGCUGCCCCGCUGGCACAUGAUGGACUUCUUCCACGCUUUUCUCAUCAUCUUCCGCAUCCUCUGUGGCGAGUGGAUCGAGACCAUGUGGGACUGCAUGGAGGUGUCUGGACAGUCACUGUGCCUGCUGGUCUUCUUGCUUGUGAUGGUCAUUGGCAACCUAGUGGUGAGUCGGCCAAGGCCUCCCACACACUCACCCACCCAUCCAGUCAUCCAUCUAUCCAUUCACAUACCCACCCUCCCAUCUCUCCACUCACUCGCCCAGCCAUUUGUCUGUCAAACCAUUCAUCUGCCCGUCAGUCUGUCAUCCAUUCAUGUAUCUACCCAUCCAUCCAUCCAUGCAUCUACUAAUUUACUCAUCCUUACAUCUGUCUACUCACUCACCCUUUCCUCCAUCCAUCUAUGAACCCAAUCAACCAUCAUUUAUCCACUUACCAUCACCCCAUGUAUUCACUCACCCAUUGACUCACCCAUACAUUUACCCAUUCAACCGUCAAUCACCCUCCCACCAGCCUACCCAUCCAUCGCGCCACCUUUCCAUCUAUCUGUCUGUCCAGACACCCAUCCUCCCAUCCAUCUGUCCACUUAUUCACCCAACACCCAGCCAUCAACCUUCAUCUACUCUUUCACUCACCUAUCCGCCUACUUAUCACCCAUCCACUCAUUCACUCACCAAGCAAUCUGUCCAUCUGUCCAUCAACUUCCCAUCCAUUUUUCAACCCCUCUUUACACACACACACCUAUUAACUCAUCAGUUUACCCACUGUCUAUCCACCUAUCCAGUCACUUACCCAUUCAUCCACCUAUCUACUCAUUCAUCUACCCCACCAUCCAUCAACCCACCGCUCCAUCCACUCAUCCUAUUCAUCUACUCACUGUCCACCCAGCUGUCUAUUCACUCACUCAUUGACUCAUCCACCAUCCAUCCACUCAUCCUGUUCAUCUAUAUAUCUGUCCACCCAGCUGUCUACUCACUCACUCACUGACUCAUCCACUAUCCGUCCACUCAUCCUAUUCAUCUACACAUCUGUUCACCUAGCUGUCUACUCACUCACUCGCUGACUCAUCCACCAUCCAUCCACUCAUCCUAUUCAUUCACUCAUCUGUCCACUCAACUGUCUACUCACUCACUCACUGACUCAUCCAACCAUCCAUCCACUCAUCCUAUUCAUUCACUCAUCUGUCCACUCAACUGUCUACUCACUCACUCACUGACUCAUCCAACCAUCCAUCCACUCAUCCUAUUCAUUCACUCAUCUGUCCACCCAGCUGUAUACUCACUCACUCACUGACUCAUCCACCAUCCAUCCACUCAUGCUAUUCAUCUACUCACUGUCCACCCAGCUGUCUAUUCACUCACUCACUGACUCAUCCACCAUCCUUCCACUCAUCCUAUUCAUUCACUCAUCUGUCCACUCAGCUGUCUAUUCACUCACUCACUGACUCAUCCACCAUCCAUCCACUCAUCCUGUUCAUCUACUCACUGUCCAUCCAGCUGUCUACUCACUCACUCACUGACUCAUCCACCAUCUAUCCACUCAUGCUAUUCAUCUACUCACUGUCCACCCAGCUGUCUAUUCACUCACUCAUUGACUCAUCCAGCAUCCAUCCACUCAUCCUAUUCAUUCACUCAUCUGUCCACUCAGCUGUCUACUCACUCACUCACUGACUCAUCCACCAUCCAUCCACUCAUCCUGUUCAUCUACUCAUCUGUCCACCCACUUGUCUAUUCACUCAUUCAUUUACUCAUCCAUCCAUUCACUCAGUCUUCACUGCAUUUUACUCAUUCAUUCAUUCACCCAUUAUUUACCUUUUUAUUCAUUAUUUACUCAUUUCUUAUUUAUUUAUUCACUCAUCCAGUCAUUAUUUUAUUCAAUCAUUCACCAUCAAUGAACUGUCACUUUUUUUUUUUAAUUCAGCUUAACAAACAUUUGCUGAGCCCCUGUUGCAUGCAAAAUACUGUACCCAACGCUGUUGGG
Molecule: messenger RNA, 5007 nt
Organism: Loxodonta africana (African savanna elephant)
Lineage: Eukaryota; Metazoa; Chordata; Mammalia; Proboscidea; Elephantidae
Product: sodium channel protein type 5 subunit alpha-like
Exons: 2
Coding region: 2691-3434 (247 amino acids)
Biological process (GO): membrane depolarization during action potential; regulation of atrial cardiac muscle cell membrane depolarization; regulation of heart rate
Cellular component (GO): axon; voltage-gated sodium channel complex; plasma membrane
Molecular function (GO): voltage-gated sodium channel activity involved in cardiac muscle cell action potential
Source: RefSeq, a predicted model, not a curated record